Dendrobium catenatum is the source of this 1641-nucleotide messenger RNA. RefSeq names its product chaperone protein ClpB4, mitochondrial-like. Gene Ontology annotation, molecular function: ATP hydrolysis activity; ATP binding. Lineage: Eukaryota; Viridiplantae; Streptophyta; Magnoliopsida; Asparagales; Orchidaceae. Gene Ontology annotation, biological process: cellular response to heat. Gene Ontology annotation, cellular component: cytoplasm. The record is from RefSeq and is a predicted model, not a curated record.
AUGCAGUUGAUCUCUUUGGAUAUGGGGUCAUUGCUUGCGGGAGCCAAGUUUUGUGGGGAUUUUGAAGAAAGAUUAAAGGCCGUUCUGAAAGAAGUUACGUUUUCUAAUGGACAGAUUAUAUUAUUCAUCGAUGAGAUUCACACAGUUGUUGGUGCAGGAGCUACUGGUGGAGCAAUGGAUGCUGGCAACUUGCUUAAACCAAUGCUAGGUAGGGGAUAGCUCCACUGUAUUGGAGCAACAACACUGACUGAAUACAGGAAAUAUAUUGAGAAGGACCCUGCUUUAGAAACGAGAUUUCAGCAGGUUUAUUGUGGUCAGCCAUCUGUGGAAGAUACAAUAUCUAUCCUACGUGGACUUCGUGAGCGUUAUGAAUUGCAUCAUGGUAUUAAAAUAUCAGAUAGUGCUCUGGUUUCAGCUGCUAUUCUAUCAGACCAUUAUAUUACUGAUUGAUUCUUGCCUGACAAAGCCAUUGAUCUUGUUGAUGAAGUCGCUGCUAAGCUGAAGAUGGAAAUAACAUCUAAGCCUAUUGAAUUGGAUGAGGUGGAUAGAGCAAUACUUAAAUUAGAGAUGGAGAAGCUUUCAUUGAAAUUUGACACUGAUAAAGCUUCAAAGGAACGACUCAGCAAGCUGGAAGCUGAUCUAGCAGUACUAAAACAAAAGCAAAAGGAACUUUCUGAGCUUUGGGAGAAUGAGAAGAACCUAAUGACUCGAAUACGUUCAAUUAAAGAGGAGAUUGAUCGAGUGAACAUAGAGAUGGAAGCUGCUGAAUGUGAGUACGACUUGAACCGUGCGGCUGAGCUCAAAUAUGGCACACUUAUGUUCCUUAGAGAGCUUGAGGAAGUUGAGCUUAAACUUGAAGAAUUCCGGCAAUCAGGGCAUUCUAUGCUUAGGGAAGCGGUCACUGACAUUGAUAUUGCUGAAAUUGUGAGCAAAUGGACUGGCAUCCCAAUCUCCAACCUUCAGCAGUCAGAGAGGGAUAAGCUGGUUUCAUUGGAAGAGGUUCUUCAUAAGCAGGUUGUCGGCCAGGAUAUCGCCGUAAAGUCUGUGGCCGAUUCCAUACGCAGAUCAAGAGCUGGGCUCUUGGACCCCAAUCGUCCGAUAGCAAGCUUCAUGUUCAUGGGCCCCACUGGCGUUGGUAAAACUGAGCUUGCUAAAGCACUUGCAGGCUACCUUUUCAACACUGAGAAUGCUCUUGUGAGGAUUGACAUGAGUGAAUACAUGGAAAAGCAUUCGGUUUCUCGCUUGGUCGGUGCUCCACCUGGUUAUGUUGGCUAUGAAGAAGGGGGACAGCUAACUGAGGUUGUGAGGAGGCUGCCUUACUCUGUUGUCCUCUUUGAUGAGCUUGAGAAGGCACACCAUGAUGUUUUCAACAUUCUAUUGCAGCUACUGGAUGAUGGAAGGAUCACUGAUUCACAGGGCAGGACCGUUAGUUUUACAAAUACUGUCGUAAUAAUGACAUCCAAUAUAGGAUCACAUUACAUCCUUGAAACUCUACGCAACAGCCAUGAUACUAAAGAAGCUGUUUAUGAGCUGAUGAAGAAGCAGGUAGUUGAGUUGCCUAGGCAGACAUUCCGCCCAGAAUUUAUGAACCAAAUCGAUGAAUAUGAGGAAAUUGGAGAAUUGAUCAUCAGGUGAAGUGCU